This is a messenger RNA of Fukomys damarensis (Damara mole-rat), 1684 nucleotides long. RefSeq names its product 14-3-3 protein eta. Gene Ontology annotation, biological process: signal transduction. The transcript has a single exon. The record is from RefSeq and is a predicted model, not a curated record. Gene Ontology annotation, cellular component: cytoplasm. NCBI's taxonomy places the organism in Eukaryota, Metazoa, Chordata, Mammalia, Rodentia, Bathyergidae. The coding region runs from base 9 to 749 and encodes 246 amino acids.
CGAGCGACAUGGGCGACCGGGAACAGCUGCUGCAGCGGGCGCGGCUGGCCGAGCAGGCAGAGCGCUACGACGACAUGGCCUCCGCCAUGAAGGCGGUGACAGAGCUGAAUGAACCCCUUUCCAAUGAAGAUCGCUACCUCCUCUCGGUGGCCUACAAGCAUGUGGUUGUGGCCAGGCGAUCUUCCUGGAGGGUCAUCAGCAGCAUUGAGCAGAAAACCAUGGCUGAUGGAAAUGAGAAGAAAUUGGAGAACGUGAGAGCUUACCGGGAGAAGAUUGAGAAGGAGCUGGAGACAGUUUGCAAUGAUGUCCUGGCUCUGCUCGACAAGUUCCUCAUCAAGAACUGCAGUGAUUUCCAGUAUGAGAGCAAGGUGUUUUACCUGAAGAUGAAAGGUGAUUACUACCGCUACUUGGCAGCCGUAGCUUCGGGGGAGAAGAGAAACAGCGUGAUCGAAGCUUCCGAGGCAGCCUACAAGGAAGCUUUUGAGAUCAGCAGAGAGCACAUGCAGCCGACGCACCCGACCCGGCUGUGCCUGGCCCUCAACUUCUCCGUGUUCUACUACGAGAUCCACAAGGCACCCGAGCAGGCCUGCCUCUUGGCCAAACGGGCCUUUGACGACGCCAUCGCGGAGCUGGACACGUUGAAGGAGGAUUCCUACAAGGACUCCACCCUCAUCCUGCAGUUGCUGCGAGACAACCUCACCGUCUGGACCAGGGACCAGCAGGAUGAAGAAGCAGGAGAAGGCAACUGAAGAGCCUUUGGGUCCCUGGCCCUUCCUUCACCCGACCGCCACCCUCCCAUCUCCCGUCCUCGCUGAUUCUUCCUUGCCACAGUCACUAAAUAUCGAAACCUACCUGUCUGUCUGCCUCUCUCUCUCUCUCUCCUUCUCUCUCCCCCCUUCUCCCUCUCCCUCUCUCUCGGCAGCACAACUACUCAGAUCUGCUCUCCUGUCCUUUGGGGGGCAGUUUCAGAUAGACCUUCAUGGACAUUGCUGGACUGAUGGUUGCUUUGGGUCCGCAAGAACUCCAAAAGAACUCUUUGGGACUGUGCAGAAAAGUGUGUUCUGAAUGAGACAUGUUACUGUGCCUGCUGAUCUGUGGCAAAUCCGGGUGAAUGUACCUGGGGGGUUUGGAGAGGAGAGGUAGUCAACACGGGCUGUGGUUGAUGUUUGAGACAAGCUGAUAGUGUGUUGUUAAGCUGUACAUCUCGUGCAUGCAGAAGUGAGCUCAACCCUCCCACCUGUUUCUCCAGCUAAUGGAACACUUAGGGGAAGCUGAUACAGGGAGACAACUUGCUCCUUUCCAUCAGCUUUAUAAUAAACUGUUUAACGUGAGGUUUCAGUAGCACUUUGUUUUGCCUCUCUAAAGUAGGACGUGCACAAACCUUCUUCUCAGUGUAAUGCUUCUAAAGUUUUGGUAUGUGUAGCUUUUUGUUCGGGGUUGCAAUUGUUUAAGAAUUAUGGGCUUUGCUUUUCCUGUUACUCUUUGGCUACUGUUCUUGUGCAUCCUGACAGCGCCCUGUGUGUCAGUCCACGUCACUCAAGAUGAGUGAUUUCAUGAAAUGUCAGACUUGUAAAAUAAAUGUUUUGCAUUCCAAAGGGUAAACAAAUGCUGCUUCGGGGAUAUUAAAAAAAAAAAAUAAAAAAGAAAUAGGGAGGGGUGGAGGGGUUGAAGGGAGGGCAGGGGA